Molecule: messenger RNA, 8951 nt
Organism: Anguilla anguilla (European eel)
Lineage: Eukaryota; Metazoa; Chordata; Actinopteri; Anguilliformes; Anguillidae
Product: synaptotagmin-14-like
Source: RefSeq, a predicted model, not a curated record
CUCGUUUAUAACUUCUGCUACAAAUUUCAUAAAGGUGCACUUUGAAAUGAUAGCUACGGGACGAAAAUAUAUUCAAUGACUGGAUUAUGGAUGUUUUAGACUUUUUAUUUUUGUUUUUCAGAUAAAAGUUUUGGUCGCUUGUAGUACCUUUUUUCCUGGGUAUGAGACGGUGAAUGGACUGUAAUCCCUGAGCUCGGCUGUUGCAAAGCUUUACGCUUCAUGUUAUGCGAACAAUUCGUUGCGGUUCUGAAAGAACAGCUCCCGAAAUCUUGCUAACACUUCGUGUUACGUUUCCUCCAGAAAUUCACGAGUUGUGUAAAUCGAAGCAUGUGUUCAUUGAUGCAACCUGUGUCCAAGCACAGAGAGAGGCGUUUUUUUAAUGAAUACUUGCAAAUGGAAAAUUGGCUUGUUUACUGCUAUAUAUGAAAGAAUCAGUCCAAUACGUAAGAACUUUUAUUGUGAAAAAAUUGUCAGAAAAACAUGAAAAAGUCCGGAAGAGAGAGCACGCAAAAUAUUACUGUACACUGCGAACGGGCUGCUAAGCCAUUGUAUUUCAUAAUCAGUCCUGUUACACGAUAUGCUAUUGAUCGUCAUUCUAAAGGUGGUGAGCGUAACUGUGGAGUGCAUGAGCUCAUCUGUAUCCGAAAAGUGUCUCCUGAAGCUCUUGGGUUCCUGACUGCCAUUGGACUCUUCAUUGUCCUGAUGAUUCUCCUGUUUUUAUACCUCAACAACAAGCUGUCACUGGAGAAUGCCGGAGACCUGACGUGUCUAGAUGAGUACAGGAAGAGCAAGGAUCUGCAAGAGAAGAGCUACGCGGACGGGGACCCCCAGGGCUCCUCCUCUGACAGCGAGGACGAGGUGAUGGGGAAGUACCAGGAGGCGGUGUCGCGGUCCCAGGGCCUCCGGGGGGGGGGCGACCCCCGCCACCAGAGGGGCUUCGGCUGGGAGACCCGGCAGAAGUACAGCCCCCUGUCCGCCGAGUACGACGGCUACAGCAGCGAGGUCUCCACGGAGGAAGUGAACUGCAUCCAGAGGAUGAGGCGGACCCCCCCGCUGGACGAGCUGCAGCCGCCCCCCUACCAGGACGAGGACGGGUCCCCGCGCAUGUCCUGCACCCCCUCGGACCUGGGCGACGCCAAGUGCGAGCUGUCCCGCUGCAGCGACAGCCCCCGCCACUCCUACGGCAAGAGCCCCAGCGAGACCAGCGGGGGGCAGGAGACCGAGAGCUACCUCAACAAGGGCUACGAGGAGGACGUGCCCAGCGACAGCACCGCCGUGCUCAGCCCCGAGGACAUGUCGGCCCGUGGAUCGGCGGGCCAGCUCCCCAAGGGGUACGAGCCGGAGCCGGUGGCCAAGUACGGCACGCUGGACGUGGUGUUCGACUACGACUCGGACGAGCAGCGCCUGGCGGUGACGGUGACGGCGGUGACGGACAUCCCCGCGCCCAAGCGCACAGGCAGCGUCUCCUGGCAGGUGCACCUGGUGCUGCUGCCCACCAAGAAGCAGCGGGCCAAGACGGGCGUCCAGAAGGGCCCGUGCCCCGUCUUCACCGAGACCUUCAAGUUCGGCCACGUCGAGCCCGAGAUGAUCGGCAACCACGCCGUGCGCUUCCGCCUCUACAGCGUGCGGCGCAUGAAGAAGGAGAAGGUGCUGGGCGAGAAGGUCUUCUACCUCACCAAGCUCAACCUGCAGGGCAGGAUGUCCGUGCCCGUCACCUUGGAGCCCUGCUGCACGCUGCCGGGCUGUGAGUCCCAGGCGAGCGUCUCCGAGACGACGUGCAGCGAGACGGCCUCGUCCUUCCAGUCCGCGGGGCAGGGCUCCACGCCCGAGAUCCUGGUGGGCCUGGUGUACAACGCCACCACGGGCCGGCUCUCCGUGGAGGUCAUCAAGGGCAGCCAUUUUAAAAACCUGGCCGCCAACAAACCACCCAAUGGGCUGUUCUGUUGUCUAAAACACUUGAUAGGUGGACAGGUGUAUAUAAUCAGAGACACCUAUGUUAAGCUGACCCUGUUGAACUCUAUGGGCCAGGAGAUGUCCAAGUGCAAGACGUCCAUCUGCCGGGGCCAGCCCAACCCCACCUACAAGGAGACCUUCGUGUUCCAGGUGGCGCUGUUCCAGCUGUCGGACGUGACGCUCAUCCUCUCCGUCUACAACAAGCGCAGCAUGAAGCGCAAGGAGAUGAUUGGCUGGAUCUCGCUGGGCCUCAACAGCUCGGGCGAGGAGGAGCUCUCGCACUGGACCCUGAUGAAGGAGUCCAAGGGCCAGCAGGUGUGCCGCUGGCACAGCCUGCUGGAGACCUAGGGGGAAGAGGAGGAGGAAGAGGAUGAUGAGCAGGCGGGGGGGGAGGAGGAGGAGGAAGGAAGGGAGGGAGGCAGCAGAAAUGGAAGCUUCUGGAAAACGCUGAACUGUCCUCCAGUGGAACUGGAGAAGCGUUUCGGGGUGGGGGGUGGGGGUGGGGUGCAGUGCCGGUGUAGGCCCAAGGUGGGUGUGGCCUGGAGGUUAGAAUAAUGCCAGCCUGUGGAAUUUAAGAAAAGGCCUGACCUGCCAGAGUCUGUUUCUCAAACGGGACACUGAAGAGGUUGAGGACUGGGCUGAAAGGGGGAAAGGCGUCCUGCUCGCUCCUGGUGACCGGUGGGGCUCCCCGAGGCAGGGGGUGUUUUUUGGGGAUGUUUUGUGCUCUACCCCUCCUACAGCCAUUAAGCUCGUCCACCGAAGGAUCACUAGCACAACAUGCACAGGUACAAGGGCACGAGGAACAAACAGGUUCAUCUAAACACCGCACACAGCCAGCUCCCCUGUCAUAUUCUAUAUGAAUCAAUAGCCAAGGGUAUGAGAGCCUCUCACACGGUGAUUUUACAGCCCUUUAAAUGAAAUGGAAGGGGCAGUGCUCCGUGAUCAUGCUAGAACCUUACGACAGGGCUGCCCAACCCUGUGCCAGGAGAUGUACGGUCCUAUAGGUUUUCACCCCAGCCUCAACAAGGCACAUCUCACUCAGCAGCUAGAGCAGGGCUGUCCAGCCCUGUUCCUGGAGAUCUGCUGUCCUGUAGGUUUACACUCCAACCCUAACAAGGCCCAUCUCACUCAGCAGCUAGAGCAGAGCUGUCCAGCCCUGUUCCUGGAGAUCUGCCGUCCUGUAGGUUUACACUCCAACCCUAACAAGGCCCAUCUCGCCCAACAGCUAGAGCAGAGCUGUCCAGCCCUGUUCCUGGAGAUCUACCCUUUCCUGUAGGUUUUCACUCCAACUCUAACAAGGCACAUCUCACCCAACAGCUACUGCAGAGCAGUGUUUCUCAACUCUAUUCCUGGAGAUCUACCGUCCUGUAGGUUUUCACUCCAACCCUAACACGGCGCAUCUCGUUGGAAAGCUAGGGAUCUCACUGAGCUGCUAAUUAGCAGAAUCCGGUGUGACAAUGGGAGGCGCAUGGGAUUUGUUUCGAAAGUGAAGGAGAAAAAGAUUGAGUGCAGCUCAGAGACCGUAGACUGCCACCGUGGUGAUCGUGCAUGUAAGGCUGAGGCUGAGUACGUGAUACCAGUGCCUAUUAACUUUAGACAUCAAGAGUAUGCUAAUUGUUUUUCUUUUUUUGGCUUUCACAUCAUUCGAAGUAGUUCAGGUGUGCGUCCACACCUGUCACCUGUAGUUUAACGCAAGUGCAUGUACGCACAUGUUGUAAUGAACACUUGGUAUCGGCCUAAAAAAAACCCUUUUAAAACAACAGGGUAAAUCGGUUUACAUUUGGGGUAAGAAAGCAUUCCAGUAAACUCCACCGUGGUUUCCAUUAUGGGGUGGAAGUGGAAAUUAAGCUUUUCAUUUUCUUAUUGGACUUCUUGUUAUACAAAUGAGAGUGCACAUUGUACACAUUGUGGCGAAGUUAUCUCAUGAUUUUUUUUCCCCCGUUUUGUUUUUCCAAUAAUAUUGAUUCCACACAAUGGCAUGUAGCUGAAAGUCUGUCUUUCGCAGAAUUUUAAAGUCCACUUCUAUCAAGCUAUCCACCCAAUGCUAUUUUGUCAUUCCUAUGGAGAUACAAGUCAUCUUUGAUUAAUUGUUUGGAUGAUAGGCCUUUGAAGUCGAAAGGAAAUGGGGAGAAAUGUAGCCUCAGCUGAUGGGAGAGAAGGAAGGCUCCAUAAACCAGUAAUGAUUCAGCACAAUUCCCCUUGAGAGAUCUUACCAAUGCCAUGAGUAAAAGUAAGCGCAGUUCACCAGAGGUCCCACACAGAGGGGCAACUAAAAGAAGGAAAUAAAUGAAAUUUAUAGUAACAGAUAAUGUUGGUCACUCCUGGGUAAACUUAGCAGUCGCUAAGGUGGAACAUCUCUGGGGUUGUGAGAAACUAUAAACACAAUGUUGGUGGUUUUAAUUCUUAUUGCUUGAUGGUAUUUUCAUUACGACUAUUGGUUGGUUUUUCUCUCCCGAGUUUGAUAUUGAUCUGUUUUCUGGAUAUAAUUUUCAGGGGUAUUGGUUGCGUUUCUCAUGCAGCGGUGCGCAGUUAGCAUACGUUAGGCCAUCUCUGAAGACCCUUUUUUGGCCGUCUGCUCCUCCUGUAGAACUCUGCGAGGCGAAUUUCAGGUAGGCAGGAGAGCGUAGCGUUGCGAGCUCGUUAGCUUCUCUGGAAAAGACUGUUUGCCCCGCAUAUAACGUACUGUAAUCGUACUGAUACAACUUUAUGGCACUCUUUGAAUUAUCCCUGGAAAGCUCCUUACCAUGGUAUUUUCAAACUGCACUAAUUAUUAUUAUUUAUUUAUUUGAUUAUUAUUAUUAUAUUAUGACAACCAAGAGGCAGUAUGCUGUAUGGGUUUUAAUGUACUCUGUGGGAAACCUUGGCUUUGUAAACAGUAGAACUGAAGUGAAUGUUAAAAUUAUGCUUUCACUACGUCCUCAGGCUAGGUCAGUACCUGGCCAAUCAGACGCUCUGUCAUCAGCUCGGCUGAAUGCUGUUUAAUAUGAUAAGGGUUCCUUCUCUUGUGUCUGACUAUGUGAGCAUCGACAGUACGGUUGAAGAGGUGGCAGUUUGCCCAGCACCUUCAACACAGGCUAAUUCCACUCCGGCUGUGUGCGUCUUCUGCUGCUCUUCUGUCUGACGUGUACAAGGUUGGUGUUCCAGCAUCCUACAUAGGUGGCCUCAAGGUGGCAGUAAUGAGCACUCAAGGCCCCUGCCCAUUUCUAAACUCCCCUGAAGGCUGUGGAUAUUUACCAUGAGCCUGUCCUGACUGCUACAGUAGAGCUCAGUGCUGUUCUGGGGGCCUAAUUUAGGAGGCUCUUAUCACUGCCUUUAGUGUGUAAUACUCUAGUGAGUGAUUUGGCGGGAACUGUUUCAGCUGGGAGGGGUUGGAUGGCAGCGGUACUCUUGGCUGUGGGCUGCAUCACCGAAUCCUCUCUCACUUGCCUUAUAGAGGGGCGUGGCCUGUGCACAAAGGGGGGCGGGGCUUCCUGUGCUUAUCAUGGGCGGAGCUUAGGCUCAGAUCCUAUCUGGAGCUGUAGGGGGGGGAAUCAAGAGUUUUCUCUGGAGCCGAGGGGGUCCACACAUGCACACACACAUACACUGUACCUCCAGGCUCACACACGUACUGUUCCUUGCGUCCACACGUUCACAAACACACACACACACAUACACACACGUGAAAAGCACACAGCUACAGAGGUUAUACACUGAGGUGAAGAGAAUGCAAAGUGAUGUGCUAUCUGGCUGUUUUAACUAGCGGCUAAUUUUAAGGAGCAGUUUCUUCUGAACUGGGGGCGGGGACAGGCAUGCCCAGGCAGGAACGAACCCAGCCCAUCCUAUUGCAGAAGGCUUUCGGCCAAUCAGGCGAAAGCUGUGGCCCGGUGCUGAUUGCGGGCCCACUGGGCUCAGAACCGCCACAGGAAGUGCUCUGUGCGUGUGUGAGCUGCGACCAGUACCAUAGAUAUCCGUCUGGCUUUGGAGCCAUAGCUGACCAAUGUGCUUUAUACAGCCAAGGCUGACUGUGCUCGCUGAAAUGGUGGACUAACAGGAAAUAACAGGAAAACCAUCGGCAGUCUUGAGCAAAGUGGUCUCAUUGGCUGAGCCUGUCAUAACAAGGUUAAAACAUGGCUUGCCUAUUGGCCACAAAGGCAAGUUUGUCGUAUGGACAGUACCAUUGUACAAAAAUUGAGGGGUGGCAUGUGAGUUUUAUAGGUAGCUACAGGUAGCUUCCUGUGAGACAGGAAGGGGCGGAGCCCUAUUGCUCACUUAGGGUAACUGGUUUCUCAAUCUCUUUGCGAUCUCCUUCAAUUCUAAUGUAUUUCGAUCAAGAUACUUCUAACCUAUUGAUUGUUGCAUACUGUAUACUUUAUAUAGAUUUUUUCCUAUCUAUUUUUAUAUUAAAGAGAACAUUGAGACAAGAUGGUGUCUGGUAUAAGUUAAAAGCUCUGUGAGCAAUAUGAUUUUGGAGGUACGUACUUUUAAUCAGUUGGGUUUCUUCUUCCUUUGUUAAUUAAUCGAUUGUGUCAUUUUCUCACAAAAAACUGAAGGCCGGUUUUGCUCAGAAAGCCAUCAGUUGGUGAGAUGGUUUGAGGUUUUCAGGAUGCAUAAGUUUCAUGAUAUCUAAGCUACCAUUGAUGACCACUGUAGUCUCUGAGAUCCAAUCAGAUUGAAGUCUUCGAUUUAAGUCUUGAGUUCCAAGAGUUACAGGACGAGACGGAUCAUGUUGAUCAAACUAACAUGUAGCUCGUUGUUAUGGAAACGGUCAUUCAUUAGCCAUUGGCUGUGAUUGCUCGGCAAGUUUUUGAGACGUCCACUCUCCUCUCACCUGCUGCUGGAGUUCUGGUCUGAACUGGGCCUAACAGACCAACAAAAAGUUUUUACAGUGAUCUCCGCUCGCUUCUGUGGUCAUGUUUUACUUUUCAGAUGCAGUCUAAAUGGGGAAUAACAAAAAAGAAGAAAUAUAAAUAUGUACAAAAUGGGGGUUUAAAAAAUGUAUGGGAAAAACAUUGUUCCUUAAGUGUGAUAUUGUUUCUCGACUGUGCUGAUGUCAGCGGUGGUAUUGAUUAUGAACUGUCUCUGGUCUCAUACUAUCCCCAUUGAAGAUGUAUUUUAAAAAAACAAGAAAAACUCAAAAAAGAGAAAAGAAAAUCUCACUCAGCCUUGUGAACUGGUACGCUUUGUAAGGACAAAAGCACAUCUUUACAGCACAACAGUGAUGAAACACACCUUGUGAAAGGCAGCAGACAAGGAACGUCCCCCAAAUGCACGUUUCACGUGUCCACCUCUCGCACACUCUCUCUCGCACGCCCAUCUCUUACACAACCACUUUCACAUGAACAUCUCUCACGGGGACCUCUAAACUAAGCGUAAGAGCAAAAUCGUUCCUCGUCUUAAACCGAUCAAGGCUGCAUCGUUUUCACAUCGUACUCAAGACUGCGGGAUCAGGACCUUUCUUUGCUCUGAAUUUUGAGAACUUUUUUUUUUCCUUAAACCUGAGAGACUGAGAACAUGUGGCGAACAAGGCUUUUCGCUGCCGACGGUUGGCUGCGAUUCGCGUGUGACCUAAUCGCGCAUUCGGCCAAUCGUCUCGUCCGAAUGUGUGAUCCUGGUGCUAAUUAGAGUCUGUUAAAUACAGACAGGGAGGAGCAGGAAAAAUGCUCUUGUUUCUCAAUGAGGAAAUACAGGUCUGGAGAGAGGUCUCCUAAGGAUACUAAUAUAUUGUGUCUGAUUGGGUUUCAUGCCUCUCCUUCAGUCUUUUACCUAGUAAAAUGCUUUGCCUUACUCUACUGAUAGACUGAUAGAGCAAUGGGCUUUUUUGUAUAAAUCACAUAAGUAUAUACAGAAAAGCUUUUUUUGUUAUCUUUCUUAUAAAAAUACGUUAAGUAUUCCCUUCUGUGACCAGUAGAUCUGAGCUGAAAUUCUGCUCACCUACAAUAUGCCUUUUAAACUUCUCAGCAUUUCUGAUUUUGGCGAACACGAGAACCUGAUCAUUGCCUUGCUUUUUGUCAUAGAAGAGGGGGCACAGGUGGCAUUCUAGAAUUUCAGAAGAUUGGAGUGUAAAAAUUGAUUGGAGGUUUACCAUUAUUGCAAUCUCAAUUAAAUACUUAGCUUGAAAGCUCACUAUAAAAACAACUUUUUAUAUUUAUAAUUCUUCUGGAACUGCGGUGGCUGAUUUUCACCGCUGGUUAGGUUCAAUGCAAUCACUGUAUGAUACAUACAAUUCUUAAUAAAUUUCUCAGUGUUAAAAAUCUCAACAACAAAAAAAUAAAUAAAAACCUCUAGCCCAUUUUAUGUGAGUCCAAUAGUGAGCAAAUAUCUCUAUUAGAUUUCAACUGACACUUAAACUUUUGCUGUGUAGGUUACAAAGCUUAUAACCAAAGCAUAAUGUUCACCCCGUGAAGAUUCCAUUCCAGAUUUUAAUGGGUUGUAAAAGGACAACACCAGCUGAGAUCGGUGGUCAGGGGGACUUUGCAGACCUAGAAUCACACCAGCAUUAUCCGUUGAAGCAUUCAACUCAACCCCACAGUUGCUAGCACAAUAGACACGGCACACACACACACACACACACAAACUGGUCUUUGUGUGCACUUUUUUUGUGUCACUUAAAUUUUCAAGACUGGCACCUUUUCUAAAAAAAACUUUCACAAGGUGUGUUCUUACUACUGUGGUUUAAAACAAAAACAUUUUCUGUGUGUUACUAUGCUCUGCUAAUUUGUUAUUUCCUGAUUGAUUUACUGGGUUAAUUCUUGCUUUUAUUUUUUAGUCCUUUUUAAAAAAAAAACUGCCUACUGUUCAACCACCGAUUUUGUCGGUGCCUUACAUUUUUCUCAUUUUAUUUUUUGAGAACAUUAUUAUUAUUAUUAUUAUUAUUAUUAAAGACAACAUUGUGUCACCGUGUGUAAAUGUACUUCUACAGAUGUGAAUUAAUUUGUAAUAAUGUCUUAACAUGACAGUUUAUGAAAAAGAGGGUUUGUAUGUGAUAUCAUUGUUUUAAAACAGAAACACUUCUACCGUGA